AUAUAAAUAUUCGUACAAAUAAAUAAGUAAAUUUGAGUUAAUCUUCUUUUGUUGAUUUCACAAAUUAAUUCAUUGAUUAUUUUCUGAGAAGUACACCAAAUCUUACAUCUAGUUUAAUAACGACAAAAAUCUUUGUUUACUGUAUAGUGAAAAGAAGCACGUGUGGUUAUUGUGUACUUUAAUUUAUGAAAUAAGUGAUUAAUUUUUUUUAUUUUUUGAUAAUGGACACGUUUGAAUUAACUAUUUGGAAAGGUGAUUGGGGUUUACCGUCAGUUGACACGGAAUGUUUGCAGGUUUUGGUUUAUGCCAAAUUUAAUGAUAUACCUUUGAAAAUUAAUGCAACUAGUAAUCCAUUUAAUGGCAAAUUACCUAUACUAAAAACUAAUGAUGGUACAUUUAAUGAAACCAAGGAUAUAAUAGAAUAUUUUAGAGGAAAGAAUUAUAAUACAGAACAGAAUUUAAGUCGAAAAGAAUGUGCAAAAAUUAUGGCUUAUGAUACAAUGUUGAAAGAAAAAUUAUUUCCAGCAUUGCAGUUCAUUUGGUGGAUAGAUGAGAAAAAUGUGAAUGAAUUAAUAAGACCAUGGUAUUGUAAAACACUGCCCUUUCCAUUAAAUUUUUACUAUCCAGGAAAAUUUGAACGACAAGCUCGAGCUAUGCUUGAAACUUUGUAUCCUGUAGAAGAUAAUAUAAGCAUCAUAGAAAAUAAGGUUUACUCUGAAGCACAGAAAUGUUUGACACUGCUAUCCACAAGUCUUGGGGAUUCAGUAUAUUUUCUGGGUGAAGAACCUACUCUAUUGGAUGCUAUUGUAUAUUCUUACUUAGCGCCAUUGCUCAAAGCUCCUUUACCAAAUCCAGCAUUACAAAACCAUUUAAAAGCCUGCACAAACCUAAUGUCGUACACAUCCCGCAUAUCGGAAAAAUAUUUUUCGAACGAAUGUUGCGAAUAUAAAACCAAAGAAAGUGCUCAAAGUAUAAAAAAAUAUGCACAAAAUGAAUUUCCUAACAAGAGACGAAAUCAGUUCUUUGCUGGAUUUUUUGCUACUUUGGUGAUGGCAACUUACGCAUUUUCAACUGGAAUAUUAGAGAUAUUUGUGUUUUAGCGGUAAUGGUUUGCAUAAUACAGUAAGUAUGUAUAGUUUCCGUAUUGCCGUAAAUCGUUAAUGAAUUAUAAUUUAUAAACAAUUUUUAUUUAUGACGAAAUUUUACGCUACUUAUCUUUUUUCGUAUAUGUUUCUUCAAACAAAGAUUAGUGUUUACUUCUAAAAUGUGAUCAUAAUACUUACACUAAUUAUGUAUAGCUAAGGGUUAGCUAUAGGGGUGGCAUACAUGUGGUAUUCGUCAUAAUGACGGUCAUGAUUUCCUAAACAUUAACCGAUAAUCUGACAGAAAAAUUUUCUUAAGAAAAAUUACUUAAAUUUGUUGAAUCGACACAAUCGAUAGAUCGAAUAUAAUAAAUUCUAAAAAGCGCUUUUUCAAUGAAAAAGUCAGACACACUCACUUUUUUAAAUAACACAAUAUAAUUUUUUAUAGCCAGUGUUGUAAAUUUCAUCUAGUGGACCAUUUAUUGAUAAAUAAAGAUAAAUGCAUAUACAUAUAUAAAAUAAGUAAUAUAUCUGCAGUAUUUAGCUUAUUGAAAACGAAAGUAUAAAAAAGUGCCCACCAUAAUAUACAGUGACAUCGAAUAUAAUAAGCGCUAGUAAUAGUCAGAAGGUUAACUAUAAUCACAAUAAUUACUGCACCAAUUUCACAUGACUUUCAGAUCUAAUGCGCCAAUAGUAUAUAUGUUUAUACAGUAUGAUUUACAUUUACGAAACUAUGAAAUUAAUUAUUAGGAGGAAUAUGUGCUGAGAGAGUGGAAUAUACUUAUGUUUAUCUUAAUAAUAUAGUGGUACAUACGCAUCCUGCACGAAGCCAAAAUGCACGUUUAGACUAGCGUAUCUUCCUCGUGUGGUUGACUCAUGGCAUAAUAUGCAAGUACAUAUAUCGCAUUAGUUCGUAUAAGAUCAUAAUCUAUUUCGUAAUUAAAAUUAUGGAAUUCUAGGAUAUAAAAGGAGCGGCAUUUUGAAAUUCUACAUGCAAUUCCUAAAAUUAAUAUAGAACAUUGCGUUCGGAUUCACGUACAUUUUGAAUCAUUUCGUACUUUGUAUUGUGUCAGUCAUUAUAAUCUACGGGUUACAUUCCCUUUCAAACGUACUGUCGAAUCAUCGUAUUCGGAUAUUCAGUGUCUAAGAACACCCCGCGUCACUCAUUACGUAAAACUGAGCAAGAAUCAUCGCUAAAUCGAGGCUUUAUAAUUCUUGUAACUUAGAUUAUUUCAAGUUACAUUGUAGUUUUGAUUCUUUGUUAGAAUAUACUCGUAUUGUUAAGUU
Molecule: messenger RNA, 2369 nt
Organism: Bombus pyrosoma
Lineage: Eukaryota; Metazoa; Arthropoda; Insecta; Hymenoptera; Apidae
Product: metaxin-1
Exons: 5
Coding region: 222-1100 (292 amino acids)
Biological process (GO): mitochondrion organization
Cellular component (GO): SAM complex
Source: RefSeq, a predicted model, not a curated record